Aspergillus candidus is the source of this 1995-nucleotide messenger RNA. Its product is annotated as histidine-specific methyltransferase. Lineage: Eukaryota; Fungi; Ascomycota; Eurotiomycetes; Eurotiales; Aspergillaceae. The transcript is spliced from 2 exons. The record is from RefSeq and is a predicted model, not a curated record. Gene Ontology annotation, molecular function: methyltransferase activity. Bases 596 to 1660 code for a protein of 354 amino acids.
AGAUCUCGCCAUGGGAAUGGGUAGCCCUUUGAACAAGACGAUGCCCUGCCCGAUUUUGGGGACUCUCGGACACGCCGAUGCCCCCCUCACCCUCCUUAUGCCGUAAGAACUCCUCGACAGUGUUAGUAUACCGCUACUCUAGGGUGUGCCUGAGAUACCACGAUCUAAACAGAGUACAUGGCAAGCCUCCUUUACUUGACAUCCCUUGAUACCCCUACAUAUCUCAAUACGCAUUCUCGCCGCGCCUUGCCAGGAUUCGCGAAUUCUCCGUUAGGUCGCUAUCUGGGCAGGCCUUCAGGCUAACUCACCGCUUCAUCACUCACCGAAGUUACGUUUCUUGUACAUGUCAGCUCGAAAGUCUCCUCGCGCAUGCUCCGUUGAUGCUGGCACUGGAGUGGAAACCCCUCCCCACCGGUAACUUGGGUGGGACCCGCGAUCAUCCUCCAACCUUUCUGUGACAUAUGAAGUGGAAUGACCACCUGCUAAUCACCCCUAAAACCACGGAAGUUCGUCUUUGUUGCACUGUUCGGCCCGUCAAUAGACGCUCCUUCCUCCCCUCCUUUGUACACACCGACACCGGUCUCUCGCCAUAGGCAUGACUCUCAUUGUUGGCGGCCGUGCCCACCAUAGAGCGACCGACCCGGUAGCGCGAAUUCUGGAUAUUAGUCGGGGUGCCGUGAAAGGGGACCUCCGAACAGAAAUCGUGGAGGGUCUCCAGGCUGACCCAGCCCAGUUACCCUCGCUGCUCUUGUGGGAUGAUGAUGGUCUGCGGUUGUUCAACCGCUUGGCCCAGUCCGAGCCCUAUUAUCUCGGGAGGAAAGAGGGAGAGAUCUUGAAGAAACAUGUCGCGGCCAUCGCGGCGCAAAUUCCAGCGGGGACGGUGAUCAUUGAAUUGGGAUGUGGGGAUCUGUACAAGACGCGCUUAAUUCUUUCGGCCCUCGAACAGCAGCGUCGCGCCGUCUCCUACUUGGCGCUGGAUGUCUCAGCCCAGGAGCUGUCCGCCAGUCUGGACGCCCUGGAGCAGGAGUUUGUGGGUGCUGCUUAUGUUGACAUCCGUGGACUGCAUGGGACAUAUGACGACUGUGUCCACUGGAUUGCCCAAGGAGCACCCCUCAGGAAACAUGUCACAUUCCUUUGGAUGGGAAACAGCAUGACCAACGGAGGCUUCGACGGUGCGCAGUCCGUCUUGCGAGACGCGGCAGCAGCCUGUAAACGCAGUGGACUUGGGGCCCAAUUCCUCGUCUCGUGCGAUGCGUGUCAGGACCCAGUACGCCUCAUGGCGGCGUACGAUGCCGCCGCGCUGCCCCUACGGGAUUUCAUUCUUCAUGGGUUAGAUAGCGCCAAUCGGGUGCUAGGGCGGAUUGUCUUCCAGCCGGCCGAUUGGACGGUGUACACGCAGUAUGAUGCAAAGCACAGUAUGGUCGAUGUCUCUUACACGCCGAUACGGGAGCUAGUCUUCCACGUGGAAGAUGGACGGCCUCCAGUGUCAUUGCAACCAGGUGCCAAGGUCCGCGCCAUAACAAGCGGGAAAUGGUCCCCUCAGCAAAUGGACGCGGUGGCCCACGGCGCACACUUGCAAAUCGAGCGGACAUGGAUGGACGACGACCAAAUCUAUGGUAGGUGCAAUGACAUCCUCGGCGGCCUCGACGACGCAAGCUGACCAAUGCCCAGGAUUCUAUAUCUUGCGCCCGCAAAGUCCGGCCAAGUGCUCGGUAUGUCCUCCCAUGUCAUCCACAUGAACGGGCCCAGGGCGCCCAUGCUCCGAAGGGAUAUCGUGAAUGUCCUAUGACCCAUCUGGGACCAGUCAGUGGCCGUAUUGGGCCCAUCUUACGACCAUUGACGCGCGCAAGAUAACUAUGGCGUCUGAAGACGUUGUCGUUCCUUCUUUCACCAGGGAAUUCCACUGAGAACUAAGAGAAGUCUCAUCUUCGAACGAAAGGGCAUGCCAGAUGACGUAGCGGUUCUACUGAACUAGCAUCUCAGAAAACAAUGCAA